Molecule: messenger RNA, 1836 nt
Organism: Penicillium verhagenii
Lineage: Eukaryota; Fungi; Ascomycota; Eurotiomycetes; Eurotiales; Aspergillaceae
Product: nonhemolytic phospholipases C family protein
Exons: 4
Coding region: 1-1836 (611 amino acids)
Molecular function (GO): hydrolase activity, acting on ester bonds
Source: RefSeq, a predicted model, not a curated record
AUGACUGCUCUACUGGGCUCUGCCCUUCUGAUGCUACUUGCGAGCAGACCAGUGGUCGCUGGAUCGUUGAAGGAUAUCGAGCAUGUGGUGAUAUUCAUGCAGGAGAAUCGAUCAUGGAACAAUUAUUUUGGGACCAUGGCUGGUGUUCGAGGAUUCAAUGACCCUAAUGUUCAGGUCAACUCCGACGGGCUGCCGGUUUACUACCAACAAGUUGACUCUUCUAUGUCUACCAAGACAAAGACUCUUCUCCCUUGGUAUCUGGGCUACCUGGGUGGGUCCACAGUUGAUGCUAUGCAGUGCAUGACUGCCGGAAGUAACGGUUAUGAGGAUAACCAGGCCGCCAUCAACCACGGUCUUAACAACAUGUGGGCACGCAACAAUACCCCUUGGAGCUGGGGAUAUCUCAAAAGAAGCGACAUCCCUGUUCAUUUUGGUAUUGCGGAGGGCUGGACUGCGGGGGAUAUGUAUCAAGAAUCUCAAGUUACUUCGACCAACCCCAAUCGCGUCACACUGGUCAGUGGCUCCAUCAAUGUACCGGGAGGUCCCCAGAGCCCCGACCAGGGUGGCCCUUACUUGGACAACAAUGAGACCCCAGGCUGCGAAGAUAACGAUAUCAACUGUUACCCCUUGAAAUGGAAGACUAUCUACGAGAUUUACGAGGAAGCUGGCGUUUCAUGGCAAGUUUGGCAAGACUCCGACAACUUCGACGACAACCCCUUGGCGUGGUUUGAGCAAUUCCAGAACGCGUCUUCUGAUUCACCUCUUGCCAAGAAGGGCCUGUCAUAUGUCGGCCUUGACAGCUUCUACGAGGCAGCGGCGAACGGAACUCUUCCAGAAGUCAGCUUCAUCGUUGGCCCUGCUGAGCUGUCCGAACAUCCUCCUUACAUGCCCAAGGAUGGAGCAUGGCUUCAAAAGAAGGUUGUUGAUGCCGUGACCAGCAGCCCCAAAUAUGGCUCAACUUUGUUGAUGAUCAGUUACGACGAAUCUGGUGGUUGGGGUGAUCAUGUCGUCCCCUUCCACUCCCCCGAAGGCACUGCUGGUGAAUGGAUGGAAGAUCCCUAUGGACUGUUCGGCAACAUUUACUCCGGCCCCGGUGUCCGCGUACCUUUCUACAUGAUCUCUCCCUGGACGCGUGGUGGUCGUGUUUUCACCGAGCGCGCCGAUCACAACUCUCAAAUCCUCUUUGUCGAGCAGUGGUUGGAGGCCCGCGGAUACAAGAACGUCCAAACACCCGAGAUGGUCAACUGGCGCCGUGAGCACAUGUCUAACCUGGUCAAUGCUUUGGAUCUGGAUAAUCCGGAUAUGAGCCUGCCUACGAUCCCUGACGCCGAAACCCCCGAUAUGUCUGGUAGCUCGUAUACUGGAACAUCCAACUGUGAGGCCACGUACCCUGUUCAGCGUCCCACUGUGCCAUAUGGUCAGCAGAGUAAUAAGACCGAGGCUUUGUGGUUCGAGGAUGGAUACAAGGAGGUUGUCGGUUAUCUGACUGAGGGUCGUUAUCUCACUUUUGAAAGCUCUGGCAAGGCUCUUACCAACGCUGGAAACGUUAGCCGCGUGAGCAGCACCAAAGCUCUUGCCGAUCACUCGGACAAGCAUCAGCGCUGGGUCAUCCACUACACCUCGGACGAAGAAAGUCAAGUAUUCCAGAUCUCCAGUGCGGUUGACAGCAAGUGGAUUGGCACCAAUGGUUCUCUUGCUUCCGGUCGCAGUAAUGCCGCCAAUAUUAAGAUUACCUUCCUUGGGAAUGGCAAGGGCUAUUCUCUGCAAUAUGAGGAUGGAACUACUGUUGCCGGUCUUGAAAAUGGCAUCAAAAUUUGGAGUGUGUCUUAUCAUUAA